AUGUCUUCGUCUCUUGAACAGCUUAGAGCCACUGGCACUGUUGUCGUAUGCGAUACUGGUAGCUUUGCCUCUAUCGACAAGUACAAGCCCCAGGAUGCCACCACCAACCCCUCCUUGAUCUUAGCAGCUGCCAAGAAACCUGAGUAUUCCGCUCUAAUCGACACUGCCGUCUCCUACGGCAAGCACAAAAGCGGAACAAUUGAUGAUCAGGCCGAGGCUGCCAUGGAUCGCGUCCUGGUCGAGUUCGGCAGGGAGAUCUUGAAGAUCAUCCCGGCAAGGUCUCCACUGAGUAUGUUCGAAACACAAUAUUCUGUACGAAGAGAACGGCAUCUCGAAGGAUCGCAUCUCAUCAAAAUUGCCUCCACUUGGGAGGGUAUUCGGGCCGCCCACAUCCUGCAGUCGCAGUACAGCGUCAACUGUAAUCUGACCCUCACGUUCUCGCUGGUGCAGGCUAUUACCGCCGCAGAGGCUGGCGCCUUCCUGGUCUCCCCCUUCGUAGGCCGCAUCCUGGACUGGUAUAAAGCCACUCACAUGCGCGAGUACUCCGCCGACGAAGACCCCGGUGUCAAGUCCGUGCGGGCCAUCUUCGACUAUUACAAGAAGUACGGCUACAAGACCAUAGUCAUGGGUGCCUCCUUCCGUAACAUUGGCCAGAUCGCCGAGUUAGCCGGCUGCGACUACCUGACCAUUUCCCCCAACCUGCUGGAGGAUCUCUACAGAUCCACCUCCACCGUCCCCAAGAAACUGGACUCAGCCUCGGCUUUAGCCUUGAGUAUCCCUAAGCGCGAGUACAUUAAUGAUGAUGCCUCGUUCCGCUUCGACUUCAACGAGGACGCUAUGGCUGUCGAGAAGCUGCGCGAGGGUAUCUCCAAGUUCGCUGCUGAUGCUGUCACACUCAAGAAUCUGCUCAAGGAGAGGAUCGAGGCUUGA
This is a messenger RNA of Penicillium daleae, 930 nucleotides long. Its product is annotated as transaldolase. Gene Ontology annotation, biological process: carbohydrate metabolic process; pentose-phosphate shunt; pentose-phosphate shunt, non-oxidative branch. The coding region runs from base 1 to 930 and encodes 309 amino acids. Gene Ontology annotation, cellular component: intracellular anatomical structure; cytoplasm. Gene Ontology annotation, molecular function: transaldolase activity. Lineage: Eukaryota; Fungi; Ascomycota; Eurotiomycetes; Eurotiales; Aspergillaceae. The record is from RefSeq and is a predicted model, not a curated record. The transcript is spliced from 5 exons.